AGCGCCGCGCCCGUCCCGAGCGGGCCGAGCGGUCAUUGGAUGGCAGCGCUGCCAGUCCCGAGGGGCGAGUAGCGGUGGCGGAGUGUCGGGGGAAGAUGUCGGGCUGCGAGGCUCGCGACGCCAAGAAGCUGGUGCGCUCCCUUAGCGGGCUGCGCAUGGUGCCCGAGCACCGCUCCGCCCGCAGCCCCUUCGGCCUGGACGAGCCCCCCUGGGUGCCCGACAAGGAGUGCCCAAGAUGUAUGCAGUGUGAUACAAAAUUUGACUUCAUAACUAGAAAGCAUCACUGCCGGAGAUGUGGAAAGUGCUUCUGUGACAAGUGCUGCAGUAAAAAAGUGCCUCUGCCUCGCAUGUGCUUUGUGGACCCUGUGCGCCAGUGUGCUGAAUGUGCCCUCAUCUCACAGAAAGAAACAGAGUUUUAUGACAAACAGCUUAAAGUGCUCAUGAAUGGUGCUACAUUCUUUGUAACUCUGGGAACAUCGGAUAAAUCUGAGCUCAUGGUCUGUCGGCUUUCCAACAAUCAGAGAUACCUGGUUUUGGACGGAAACAGCCAUUAUGAAAUUGAAAUUGUACAAAUUUCAACUGUUCAGAUACUUACAGAGGGAUUUACUCCUGGAGGAGGCAAUACUCGUGCCAUCGGUAUGAUUCUGCAGUAUAAAGUACCAGGAUCAGAGGAGCUAACACAGAUGAAAUUUACAGCCAGUGAAGACUUCAGCUCUAACAAGAAGCUGUCAGCAAGCUGGCUGGCAGCUAUGCAUAAGGCAACAAAACUUCUUUAUGAGUCUCGGGACCAGUAGGAAAUGAGCGAACUGCUGGCAACUGGAGAGAAGACACCAGCCUUGGAGGACCUGCAUCUCACUUUGUGCUAAUUUGACAACUGGUUAACACUUGCUCUUGACCUGUUCUCAUUCCAGUGUGGUUCAUUAUGUAAGAACUGGCAUACACAAUGUAUUUCUGUUUUGAACCAUGAGUAUUCACUAUAGUGUGCAAUAUGUAUACAAUUAAUGCUUUAAACAGUCUCACCUUUUAAGACUUUGUAUAUUUUGUUAAACCUUUAUUGCCUUUAUUGGCACUUAAUAUGAAAUAUGAAAGUGACCUGCACUACAGCUAAUGUACAGCACAACUUUUAUAGUAACAAUUAUAUAUACUGUUUGCCACAAAAAGCAAACAAAGGUGUAUGUCUCUUCUGCAGAGAAUAGCUUUUGGGUAUAGAGAUCUCAGGUUUUUCCCUCUAUCCAAAUGUUUAAGAUCCAUGUACAAUAAAAUCUGCCUUAGAUAUGGUUUUAUAGAAUUCACUCGAUUUUUUUUCUUAACCUAUUUCACCAAGUAUCGCCAAAUUGGAAUUACACGAUCUUGAAACUUCCCUUCUGUAAUAACUAAGCUUUCAUUUUUAGUUUUGUAUUUUCUUUUUGGUAACUAGCUUUUGUUAAUCUAACUGUAAUGCUAUCUGGAAUUGUAUACAUUCUAAUGUACAAAUACGAAUAAAUUAAUUCACUUAUUUAAA
Messenger RNA from Numida meleagris (helmeted guineafowl), 1501 nucleotides. RefSeq names its product zinc finger FYVE-type containing 21 (gene ZFYVE21). Lineage: Eukaryota; Metazoa; Chordata; Aves; Galliformes; Numididae. The record is from RefSeq and is a predicted model, not a curated record. Gene Ontology annotation, molecular function: metal ion binding. Bases 96 to 794 code for a protein of 232 amino acids. The transcript has 7 exons.